GCCAUCGAUUCUAAGGCUGCCAUCCUUUGCGAGUCCAACGCUGCAAUUUCUUAAGUCGAGCUCAAUUGCCCUUCUCGCUGCUAUCUCUCGAAGCCUGCAACCUCUUCUUCGAGUGUCUUGCCGCCCCCUCACGAGACAAUCCAGACAAUCCCACUCGACCGUCAGCCCCGCCUGCGCGCCUAUUUUCCCUCCUCGACCCUCCUUCGUCUUCCUGAUAUUUUGCGAUUUCUCUGUCAGACUCAGGGAAGCGUUUCGACUGACUUACUUUCGAACGUCAAUACAAGUCAUACAGACCUCACCAUAACCAUCAUUCUGAUCAGCGAAUUCGUGUGCGACUAGACGAAGUAAUCAUGGCUGUCCGUGCUCAAUUCGAGAAUUCCAACGAUGUUGGAGUCUUCUCUCGCCUGACCAACUCAUACGCCAUUGUCGCCAUUGGCGCUUCUGAGAACUUUUACAGUGUUUUCGAGGCUGAAUUGCAGGAUGUUAUCCCUAUCUGCCACGCUACCAUUGCUGGUACUCGCAUUGUUGGUCGUUUGACGGCAGGAAACCGCAAGGGUCUCCUUGUCCCCACUACUACCACAGACCAAGAGCUUCAGCACCUCCGCAACACACUGCCAGAGUCGGUAAAAAUCCAACGGAUAGAGGAGCGGCUAUCGGCCCUGGGCAACGUUAUCUGCUGUAACGACCAUGUUGCAUUAAUUCACCCCGACUUGGAACGUGAGACGGAAGAGAUUAUUGCCGACGUUCUCGGCGUCGAAGUCUUCCGACAAACCGUGGCCGACAACGUCCUGACCGGCUCCUACAUGGCCCUCUCCAACCAGGGCGGUAUCGUCCACCCCAAGACCUCCAUCCGCGACCAGGAUGAGCUCUCCUCCCUGCUACAGGUGCCCCUCGUCGCCGGUAGUGUGAACCGCGGUAGCCCCGUGGUCGGCGCCGGCAUGGUCGUCAACGACUGGCUGGCCGUGACGGGUCUGGAUACGACGGCGACGGAGCUGAGCGUCAUCGAGAGUGUCUUCCGGCUGGGCGAGAUGGGUCCCCGUGGUGUCGGACAGGGCACUGCCAACAAGGAGAGCAUUGUGGAGAGUUUCUACUAGAUUUUUCUUUUCGACGCUUUCCCUCACUGCGAUUGUCAUGUUGUUUAUGAAACCCAUCCCCACCCACAUCCCAAAAUAUCCUUACUGUGCCAUGACCCUAUGAACAAAACACCUUGCGAGUCCCGAGGAUUUCUCCAGGUUUCCCAAGACUUUUAUCAUUUUGUAGAGGUUUGGGGGUAGCCGGAAUGCUCCGAGUGAGAACGGUCUUAUCAUACAAAUAAUGCACACUCUCUCACGAGAA
This is a messenger RNA of Aspergillus japonicus CBS 114.51, 1335 nucleotides long. RefSeq names its product translation initiation factor 6. Bases 351 to 1094 code for a protein of 247 amino acids. Gene Ontology annotation, biological process: ribosomal subunit export from nucleus; cytosolic ribosome assembly; assembly of large subunit precursor of preribosome. Lineage: Eukaryota; Fungi; Ascomycota; Eurotiomycetes; Eurotiales; Aspergillaceae. The transcript has 5 exons. Gene Ontology annotation, cellular component: nucleolus; cytosol; preribosome, large subunit precursor. The record is from RefSeq and is a predicted model, not a curated record. Gene Ontology annotation, molecular function: ribosomal large subunit binding.